AUAGUUGUAGAGAUAAUUGUGAUGAUGACUGUAAAGGUGCUUGUAAAGGUGCAUGUAAAGAUAUUUGUGAAGGUACUUGUAAUAGUGAUUGUGAUUGUAGUUGUGGCGAAGAAUUAGUUAGUAAUUAUAAACUAUUACUAUUAAAUGAUAAUUGA
Dentiscutata erythropus is the source of this 155-nucleotide messenger RNA. The record is from the annotation of a GenBank genome assembly. Lineage: Eukaryota; Fungi; Glomeromycota; Glomeromycetes; Diversisporales; Gigasporaceae.